Molecule: messenger RNA, 803 nt
Organism: Paramecium pentaurelia
Lineage: Eukaryota; Ciliophora; Oligohymenophorea; Peniculida; Parameciidae
Source: the annotation of a GenBank genome assembly
GUAUGAAAGAAGACAAAGGAGCUUAGUAUGUGUAUUACAAUUUAGUGACUUCAUCUCAUAAAUACAGGAAGGCAUUUGGUGAUAAUAUAGAAGUAAUCAUUUAACUUAUUAUUAACUAGAUUGCUUAACUAAAAUAUAUUGAUAAAUAGAUCAAUAAAAAUGAGAUCACUGUUGUAAUGAGAUUCUUGCCGGCAAAUUUUAAUAGUGAAAAGUUGGAAGCCUUACAAAACAUAAGAAGUGAGGAGUUAUUUACAUGUAUUAAUUAAUUUAAUUUGAUAGAUUAAGGAUUGAAGUAUGGUAUUUUUAAAACUUCUGAUUAUGAGAUUGCUGGAAAUAUUAAAAAGAAAAUAAUAAGGUAUUAAUGGGAUUUAUAUAAUAAUAAGUUAUUUCUAAAACAAAAAAUAUAAUGAUAUUCGCAUUACUAUAAAGGCUAAAAAGAAAUCUACAAAAGAGAAGAUCAAAGCAUUUUUAGAUGAAGAAUCAUAUAAUCCAAGAUCCUAAUUAGAAUAAAAGAUUGGAAUGCCCUUAAGUCCACUCAAAGUACCUCCUCUUAUAGUGAAAGAAAUUGAAUAACCCAAAAUAAAACCUACAGUUAUAUAACCCACAAUUUGUGCUAUGUAAUUAUUAUUUUUACAUUAUUUAGAUAAAUAGCUGUUCCAUAGGUUUAAUUUAAAUAGGUAAAACCAGCUGAAAUUAAACCUACAAUCAUAGAAUAAAGUGAUUAGAAAUUAAUUGCAAGAGCUGUUUAAUUAAAACCAGUUACAUUAACAGUUGAUAGAGAAAGAAGUUCAAGAAAAAGAUGA